Molecule: messenger RNA, 3153 nt
Organism: Acytostelium subglobosum LB1
Lineage: Eukaryota; Evosea; Eumycetozoa; Acytosteliales; Acytosteliaceae
Exons: 2
Coding region: 1-3153 (1050 amino acids)
Biological process (GO): double-strand break repair via nonhomologous end joining; nucleotide-excision repair, DNA gap filling; DNA biosynthetic process
Cellular component (GO): DNA ligase IV complex
Molecular function (GO): ATP binding; DNA ligase (ATP) activity; DNA binding
Source: RefSeq, a predicted model, not a curated record
AUGUUCUCUUUGCAUUAUGAUGAUGAAGAUGGAGAUGGAGAUGGUGAUGAUCACAAAGACAUUUCAAUCAAGACAUCUAUUCCUGCUCCUCCUUCCAAGAGUAGUGCAUCAAGCUCAUGUUCAAGACCAGUCACCGGCAUAGCUACAUCACUCAAUCAUCUCAAAGUCAACAACAACAACAAACAUGGUCAAUACAAAGCCCAUGGUCAAUCUCAUGGACAUGGUAAUGGUCAUGGUCAGAUAAAGUCGCGACCACAGCAGCCACAAGCAUUCUCAUUGGAGUUCCACGAUGACGAUGAUGAUGUGGAUGUUGGACAACAACAUGGUGUCUAUGAUGACCAUAAUGAUCAUGAUGACGGUGCAAGAAUGGAUGUUGAUCACAUGGAUGGAGCGCAUCAAUCCACAACGACAGACUUGCAACAACAACAACAACAGGUCAACUAUGACUAUCAGAAGAAGGUGCCAUUCUCUGUGUUUUGUGAGCUGAUGGAGCGUAUAAGCAAAAUCACCAAGCACUCUGAGAAGAAGAAGCAGUUAUCGAUAUUCUUCAAUAAUUACAAGGAUGAGAACUUCUUCCCCUUGCUCAGAUUGCUGCUGCCACACUUGGACAAGGACCGCCAGGUGUACGGCCUGAAGGAGAAGACGUUGGCCAAGAUCUACGUCGACAUCCUGGGCAUUGCCGGCAGCAGCAUCGACGCCACACGUCUGGUCAACUGGAAAAAGUCCACGAGCAAUGAGGUGGGCGGCGACUUUGGCACGGCGGUCUACCUCUCGCUCAAGAAUCGCUGUGUCCAGAAGGGUCGGCUGUCGAUGGCCGACGUCAACAUAGCGUUGGACGGACUCGUGCUCACGGAGGAUCGCAAGGAGAAGACGAUCAUCUUGAAGCGCGUGUUGCGCCACACGACAUGCACAGAGCAAAAGUGGUUCGUUCGCGUGAUCCUCAAGGAGAUGAAGACCGGCAUGUCCGAGAAGUCCAUCCUGGCCUUCCUGCACCCGGACGCCAUGAACCUGUUCAACAUCAGCUGCAGCCUACAAAAGGUGUGCGACGACCUUAAGGGCAACCGCAACACUGCGCUCCUCAUGGUCGCUGCCGGCGCCGACCCCAAGGUGAUCACACUCGGCCAACCCGUCAAGCCAAUGCUGGCCAAUCGCAAACCGAUCGACUCAGUCAUCAGCAUUCUGGAGGACCAUCCCUUUGUCGUGGAGACCAAGUACGACGGCGAGCGCAUCCAGUUGCACAAGGAUGGCGACACAAUCAAACUGUUCUCGCGAAAUAGCAACGACUGCACAUACAUCUACGCCAACUUACUGGGACCGAUUGUUCGCGAGGCUGUCAGCGUGGACAGGUGCAUCAUCGAUGGCGAGCUGCUCGUCUGGGACACAAUCUCGCAGCGAUUCGAGGAGUUUGGCAAGCUCAAGACACUGGCCCUGGGUGGCAAGGAUGCUGCCAGCGACACACUCAACAACAACUAUGGCAAACAACUGUGCUACAUCGCGUUCGAUAUCAUUUAUGUGCGCGAUCAGAGUGUGAUGGAGUUGCCACUGUCACAGCGCAUGUCAAUUCUCAAGCGAUGUGUGCGUGUCAAGCCACGCCAGUUUGAAGUGUCUGAGCACAAGCCGUGCCAGACGACGGCGGACAUCCUGGCGCACCUUGACGGCGCCAUACUUAACCGCGAGGAGGGCAUCAUGAUCAAGAACCUGGACUCAAUCUAUGUGCCAGGCGAGCGCAAGGACAAGUGGAUCAAGAUCAAGCCCGAGUACCUGGACGGGGUGGGCGAUGACCUGGACCUGGUGAUAGUGGGGGGCUACUAUGGCAGUGGUGUGGGUCGUCGCGGCGGCACGAUCUCACACUUUAUGCUUGGUGUGCGCAACCCCGAGGAGCCCGACAACGUCUUCUACUCAUUCUGCAAAGUGGGCAGCGGCUACAGCGAUGCCGAGCUCAGCGAGCUACAAAAGUUGCUCGACCCACACUGGCAACCGUUCAACACGUCCAACCCACCGCGGUGUCUUCAGUUGGCGGAACCAUUCCGUGAGAAGCCCGACGUGUGGAUCGAUCCCACCCGUUCGUGCGCGCUGCAGAUCAAGGCUGCCCAGCUUGUGCCAACCGAGAAGUACCGCGCCACCUUCACUUUGCGAUUCCCUCGAGUCGUGCGCAUCCGCACGGACAAGGAUUGGACUGAGUGUCUGGAGUAUCCCCAGCUGCUCGAGUUGGCGCAGGAGUUUGAAGGUCGCUACGCCAAGCGCAAGUUUGAGUUGCUGGCCGGUGGUGGCGGCGGCACGGAUGGCGACGGUGCAGGCGGCAAGAAAAAGAGACGUGGUGCAGCGGCGGCACCCAAGCCACGCAGGACUGUUGGCUUGCUCUCCAUCUUCCAGGACACAGACACAAGCAAUGUAUUGCCCUCCAACAACAUCUUUGAGGGAGUAGAGUUCUGCGUGAUCAAAGGCGAUCGCACGCAACACACCAAGGCUGCACUCGAGAUCAUGAUCGUGGCGAAUGGCGGAACCAAGGUACAAUACCCAUCGCAUCGCACCAACUAUGUCGUAUCGUCAAAAGAGGUGGUCAAGAUCCAGAACCUCAUCAACUCUGGCACAAUCGACAUUAUACACUUUCAAUGGAUCGUUGAUUGUGUUGCCGCGGGUCGUCGUCUGCCACUCGGACCCAAGUACAUGAUCUUCACGACCGAGGCCACGCGAACCCUAUUCCUUCAAGACAUUGAUCCAUAUGGAGACUCAUUCACUGUUGACACCAAUGAGGCUGACCUUAAUGAUUCGUUCAUUCAAGUGGCCAAGCAAAGGAAGGCUUCUAUGUCGUCGUCGGGUGGUGGCAGUAAUCAAGUUGGACAAGCAGAGUUUGAUCGAUUGGAGUCCAAUGAACAGAGUACAUAUAUAGAGAGUAAUAGUAUGGAGUUGAUAAAGAAUAAGAUACAGUUCUAUGGAGGAGUGGUCAGUGUGCAGUUUGAUCAAGCCAUUCAAUAUGUCGUCAUCGAUUCACAGGAUACAUCAAGGCUCACAUUCCUCAAAGCACGUCUAGAGAAGCUGGACAACAGUUCAAAGAAGCGCAAGAUCGUCACUGUAGAAGGUGUCGAGCAAUUCAUCAAUCGAACUGUAUCAUCAUCAUCAUCAUCGUCUAGUACUACAAUGGACAUGAUUUAA